Molecule: messenger RNA, 1722 nt
Organism: Cokeromyces recurvatus
Lineage: Eukaryota; Fungi; Mucoromycota; Mucoromycetes; Mucorales; Mucoraceae
Exons: 2
Coding region: 6-1619 (537 amino acids)
Biological process (GO): secondary metabolic process
Molecular function (GO): CoA-ligase activity
Source: RefSeq, a predicted model, not a curated record
CCAUAAUGGUUUAUACUUCAAAGCUUCCCGUUAAAGAUUACCCCACUAAUAUUUCAGUAUAUGAUGUUUUAUUUAAAGACAAUCAUAACAAUGUACCUGAAGAUAAACUUAUUUACGUUGAUAUUGAAGAUCCUAGUAAAUCUUUAACAUUUGAGCAAGUUCAUACACAAAUUUUAAAGACUGCUGCUAGCCUUAAGCGAGAAUUUAAUUUAAAAAAAGGCGAUGUUGUUGCUAUUUGUUCUCCAAACCAAAUUGAAUAUCCUAUUAUUAUUCAUGGUGCUGUCUGUGCUGGUGGUGUUGCAGCUGCUAUCGAUCAGGCCUCUUCCUUUGAUAAAAUUGCAACAGAUCUGAAUACUAUUCAAGCUAAAAUUAUAAUUGCACAUAGAGAAACAUUAGAUCAAGUACUUGCAGCUGCAAGGUCUUGUGGUCUUUCAGAAUCUAACAUUUUAGUAUUUGGUGGUAUUCCGGUAGGAGAUGUACGGGCAGUAAAUGAAAUUAUUUUAGGCACUGACGAUGAAUUAGCGGAACCAUAUCCAUAUACACCUGAAGAGAUCAUGAAUGAUCCUGCCUAUCUUUAUUUUACUUCUGGUACAACAGGUGAAAAGAAGGCAGUCAUGAUUACUCAACGAAAUAUAAUCUCUAGUAUGAAAUUUAAAUCUGAUUGGCCCUUUACGAAUGCUAAUGUUCUUGCUUAUACUGAAUUCCACCAUGGAAGCUCGCUUGCUGUCACGAUGCAUUUUGCAAUCUAUUUUGGAGUUACAAAUUAUGUCAUGUCCCAUUUUAGUAUGUGCAGACUUUGUGAGGUAAUUGAGAGAUUCAAGAUCAACAUCACCGUGACUCAACCUUAUGUUAUCUCUGCUUUGGCCAAGGAGAGUAUGAUCACUAACUAUGAUAUUUCAAGUCUCAAAUCUGUUAUCUGUUGCGGUGCUGCACUUGAUAAUUCUGUGACACUCCAUGUUAAGAAGCGUACUGGUCUUCUUGUGAUCAACACCUAUGGAAUGACGGAGGUCCUUGGUGCCUUUGAUUCGACACCAGCACUUACUGAAGCCAACAGUAUUGGUUAUUUGGCUCCAGGUAUUACAGCACGUAUCGUUGAUGAAAAUGGUCACGAUGUCCCUGAUGGACAAAUGGGUGAACUCUUGAUCAGGGGCCCCACUGUUACUAAGGGUUACUACCGAAAUCCAGAAGCGACAGCGAAGAACUUUGAUGCAGAAGGCUAUUUGCACACUGGCGACCUGGUCAAGUGUGAUGAAAAUGAAUUGUUUUACUACAUUGAUCGAUCCAAGGAUCUUAUUAAAUAUCACCUUCAUCAUAUCUAUCCAAGUGACAUUGAAAACGUUUUGAUGACACAUCCCAAGGUAUCUGAUUGUGCUGUAAUUGGUAUCUAUUACCCGGAAUUUGCAACCGAAUUACCACGUGCUUAUGUUAAUUUGGUUAAUGAUGAGCGACACACAGAAGGGAUUGUUCAAGAACUUCAGACAUAUGCGGAUGAACGUCUAUCAGAUGAAAAGCGUUUGCGUGGUGGUGUUGUUAUCGUUGAUUCCUUUCCUCGAACAGCUUCUGGAAAGAUUCAACGUCGUAUCCUUAAACAAAAAGCACUACAUUGUGUUUCCGCUUAAAUUGUGCAUUAUAUAAUAAUAAUAUCUAAACUAUCUUUCUCUUUCUUCUUCCCCUUAUAGAUUAAAUUAUUUCUUUCUCGUUAUUUGUAAUAAUAAACCGUAU